Molecule: messenger RNA, 2065 nt
Organism: Sabethes cyaneus
Lineage: Eukaryota; Metazoa; Arthropoda; Insecta; Diptera; Culicidae
Gene: Zip102B
Product: zinc transporter ZIP9
Exons: 2
Coding region: 369-1277 (302 amino acids)
Biological process (GO): transmembrane transport; zinc ion transport
Cellular component (GO): membrane
Molecular function (GO): metal ion transmembrane transporter activity
Source: RefSeq, a predicted model, not a curated record
GUAGUACGUACGAGUAGUACAAGUUUUGCUGUAAACACCGUUUGGACACUUUGCACACAAUUGCAAAUUGCAUGUUUGUUUUAUUCAUUCGUACGUUCGGUUGAAUUUGGAAACUCUCUGAAUUAAUGGAAUUAAUCCACAACUAAAUUGCUGACUGUUCGAUAACUCAGAAUGAAUGUGUGAAGUGUAGUGUGUGGCAAAAACAUUGGACACGUCGCGAGUGUCAUAAAUAUUUGUAACAUAUUGCUAAUCAUUUAAGUUAUAAAACAUCGACGGUAUGGAUGUAACUGGAAACUAAAUACUAAAAAUCAUUAAAGAUUGAGUACCUAGUUUGAAAGUUUAUUUUUGAAGAAAUAUUGCAGUUAAUCAUGGACGAGACGGUAAUGCUUAUUCUUCUCGUGAUUGUAAUGCUAGUCGGUUCCUACAUAGCGGGAAGUAUACCGUUAAUCGUGACACUCUCUGAGGAAAAACUUAAAAAUGUAUCAAUAUUCGGUGCUGGAUUAUUGGUCGGAACCGCCCUUACGGUUAUAAUUCCCGAAGGCAUUCGGUCAUUGUACGACGAAAGCAAUCUUGAAGUUAAAUCUAUUGACACAUCGUUGCCGCCGGGACAUAAGCACAGUUCUGAUGAGCAUUCGUCUACAAUCGGCCUUUCGUUGGUGUUGGGCUUCGUCUUCAUGAUGCUUGUGGAUCAAGUGUCCUCACGGCGUAAGGAAGGAACGAAUGAGCGUAAUUUAACGGCCACAAUCGGGUUGGUGGUUCACGCGGCAGCUGAUGGAGUAGCUCUGGGCGCAGCAGCAACUACCAGUCAUUCGGAUGUGGAAAUCAUUGUAUUUUUGGCCAUUAUGCUCCACAAAGCUCCGGCUGCUUUUGGCCUGGUCAGUUUUCUUUUGCAUGAAGGAAUUGAACGCCAACGGAUACGAAAGCAUCUGCUUAUUUUCUCCCUGUCGGCUCCACUCCUAACUAUGCUGACCUAUUUUGGCAUCGGCCGUGAGCAGAAAGAAACUCUCGAAUCGUUGAAUGCCACCGGAAUCGCUAUGCUGUUCUCUGCGGGAACGUUUCUGUAUGUGGCCACUGUUCACGUUUUACCGGAGCUGACGCAUAAUGCUGGCCACAGUCAUCAUGGUGGGCACCAUGAUUACAACAUGCUUGAACUGCAAACUUCCUCUGCAGAUACAAGAAUCGUACGGGGCGGAAGCGGUUUAAAAAAUACUGAGCUAGUUUUACUUAUUUUGGGAGCCCUGAUGCCUCUGUUUCUAACCAUGGGACAUCAUCAUUAAUGUGUGCCAGCGACUUUGAUAUGAUUGUAAUCAUUGCCAAAUUUUUUACGAAAUUAUCCAUCUAGGCCGAAAGAAAAUGCAAUUAGAACAAAUGUGCGAUCAACCUGAUAGAGAAUGUAGGACGAUGUAUGUGCUCAUUUCUAGGAAAAGGGAGCAAACAGAAUCAAGGUCAGGUAAAUUUUGAAUGAGUAUUCUGUGUCUGCCUCUACCAAGGCUCAUCUUAGAAUAUAAGCGUAGAUAUUUGUUGACAGAUGUAUUCCAAAACAGUUUUCGUUUAGAAUGGACAAUUUAUUUUUAAGCGCAAUACAAAAGCAAUGGGAAAGACUAGGUAACCGACUGUAGGUUUGUAGGCUGGUUGACAUUUUAUUUGUUAUAAUAUAGCUUUAUCACGCAGAUAACAUUUUGUUUAGAUAGCGAGAAAGUUUUACUUGCACGAAGGCGAAAUAACCUCCAGUUUGCGCUCAAGGGACGUAUAAACUAAUCGUAGCUAAAUUAAAUACCUUUCAGUACGUGACUAUCCAUAAAUCUUACACACGAGUUCUCACCGAAAAAUAAACCGAAUGUUCCGCGUACGGUGGGGUGAGUAGAUUACACUAUCUUUAUCAUUGCGUGAAUGAAAAACAGAAUCAGUCUGGAUUAUUAAGACUAUAAUCUGUACGGGAUUGAUGUUUAGCUAGGUGUAAGGAAGGACUAUUUUGUUUAGAAUGCUGUAGUAGAACGCACUGAGAACUGAGAUGAAUCGUUCAAAAUUAUGAAUAGAGAAUGAAUAAAGUCAUGAAUAGCUUAUU